Messenger RNA from Amoebophrya sp. A120, 10070 nucleotides. The record is from the annotation of a GenBank genome assembly. Lineage: Eukaryota; Dinophyceae; Syndiniales; Amoebophryaceae.
AGGCUACGAGAUAUUGUAGAAACAACAACAUUUUCCAUGAAGUUUCAUUCAACACGGCACGGCCAAAGAUCAACGAUGUAAGUUUUUCGAUUCCGCCUCCCGGUGCUCGGUCGCGGGCACUUUGAGACCGGUUGUGAAUCCACCACAAACAAACAAACAAACAAACAAACAAACCACCAUCUUGACGCUACCUGUCUACAUCUACGUCAUUAUCUCUGCUAGAAGGGAUUUUUUCAAAAAAUAUUUUCGUUGACCAAGAAAUAAAGCCACUACUAGUAUUAUACCGAACAUCAAAAAAACACGACCCGCUCAUGACCAUAUCUGGCCGUUACACUACUCUGCCGCGGUGCAGCUACAGCUGUAAUCCUCGCCCCUGAGUUCGCGAGAAGCUGCUGCGGUUUAUUCCAGCUGCCGUGAUUUGGACCGACCUUAACGAGGAGCACGAGGACGACACCGAAGAUCUGGCGACAAGCGGCGAGGACGCACUUGAAAAUAUUACACUCCUGGUGCUCACGACAUUUUUACUAGAAACCAACCGAAAAAAUAAAAAAUGUCGGGCGGCGCGGUCAACAACAAGAUGCUCGUCAAGUGCGAGACCAAGUCGAACCGGGUGAAGGGCGUUUCGUUUCACCCGAAAUUGUCGUGGUGCUUAGCGAGUUUACACAACGGAACCAUCCAACUCUGGGACUACCGAUUUGGCACUUUGAUCGAGAAAUUUGAGGGAGGUAAAGGAACUUGAUCGAUCGUAUCGGAUGAUGUGAACCGUGAAAAAUUGUAUGCGCUGUCUGUAUCAUGACAAAAUUUAUUUUUUGGUGAAUGCGAAUAACCUAUUGCUAUUUGUAUAAUUUUCUCAUCUUUCAUAUUCAAAUACACAAAACCAAAAACCCAGAGCACGAGGGCGGGCCUGUGCGAGGGGUUUGCUUUCACAAUUCGCAGCCACUGUUUUGCUCCGGCGGCGACGACUACAAGAUAAAAGUGUGGAACUACAAGCAGAAAAGGGCGAUAUUUACGCUGCAAGGGCAUCUGGACUACAUUAUCAAAUGUAAAAAUGUCUGGGUCUGGGAACUUGUGAUGCUGGGUGGCGUCUCAUGAUGAGGCUACAAAUUCUGGCUCAGCAUGACAAGUUUCUGAGCUACUAGGUGUUGCCUAUUCUGCAUGACAAACUGUCUCUGCAUCCCAGAAAAACGCAGCUCUUGGGUAACGUGCGUGACAGAUUUAAGAGUCUUCAUGCCAGACAAGCAUGACAAACCUGAAUUCUUCCAGACCCAGACACUUUUACAGUCGAUAUACAUCCGAACGGUGCAGUUUCACCAUGAGGCACCCUGGAUUUUGUCGAGCUCCGACGACCAGACCGUGCGGAUUUGGAAUUGGCAAAGUACAUUAAAUUCUUUGGAUACUUGAAAAUUCUUGCAUCAGAAGACGAAUUUAAGUAGCAUGAUCUGCGUCUUGCUUUUGUAACACGAUAAAUUGUGAAGAAAUAAUGCUGUUCUGAUCUCGGAUAUCAAAAACAGAUCGCGGCUGCAUCGCGGUCCUCACGGGCCACAACCACUACGUGAUGUGCGCGCAAUUCCACCCCUCAGAGGACAUGGUUUGCUCCGCGUCCCUAGACCAGUCCAUCCUAUCAAAUGCAAAAAUGUCUGGGUCUGGAAGAUUCUAAACUUGUGAUGCUGUCUCUGGAUUCGAAAAAAUUUUGUAUUGCGUAACCAGUAAGAGGAGUAAAUUUUGUGCUCCGCGGAGGUGGCAUUUGUCAUGCGGAAUAGGCAUGAGGAAGCGCUCUAAAAAUCUGUGAUGGUAGGCCAUGCAUUACAGGCAUUAUGGAUCAUGCAAAAUAUGCAUGACAAAUCUUGCAAUCUCCCAGACCCAGACAUGUUUGCACUUGAUACAUCCGGAUUUGGGACAUUUCCGGUUUGCGCGACAAGGGCCGCGGCGGGUCCGGCAUGGGGAGCGGCAUGAUGCCUGGCUCGGGCGAUUUCUCCGGGAACGGCGCGAGUAACGGCAACAACGGGGCCAACGAUUUGUUCGGCACGUACGAUGCCGUGGUGAAGUACGUGCUAGAAGGACACGACCGCGGGGUGAACUGGGCCAGCUUCCACCCAACCCUACCGCUAGUCGUGUCCGGGGCGGACGAUCGGCUGAUUAAAUUGUGGCGGAUGAGCGAGUCCAAGGCAUGGGAGGUGGACACGCUGAAGGGGCACUUUUCGAACGUGUCUUCCGUCUGCUUCCACCCCAGGAAGGACUUGAUCAUAUCCAACUCCGAAGACCGCACAAUACGGGUCUGGGACUGCACGAAAAGGACGCAGAUUCACACCUUCCGCCGCGAGACGGACAGAUUCUGGGUACUUACCAAGAUCCGUUUUGGUUGAUAGUUAUUUGUUUCUAGACUCUGAAUUUUUAACUUUCAUCACAUCUCUACUAGGUUGUAAUAUUUUCGUGUUUUUUUUCACCACAGUACAGUUGGAGUUUAGGGUUUUAGGAUUUAGGAUCAUGAAGAAAGUUUUACCACCGGCAUAGAAUUAUCGAUAUAUGUGCUUGUUCAACACUUGCUGUAUCAGGUCAUCGCUACCCACCCCACCUCCCAACUGGUCGCGGUCGGGCACGACGGCGGCAUGGUGGUUUUCAAGCUGGAUCGCGAGCGGGCGCUGGCGCAGGUGGACUUGUCGAAGAACACACUGUUCCACGUCCGCGGCGCGGAGCGGAACCUGGUGGCGGAGCCCUUGGAGCAGCCGGACGGCCGAACGUUCACCAAAACUCUUAUGAAAGCCUCAGGUUGGAAAUCCUCAAAGUGGAAAUAAUUUGUAAUGCAAAAAAACAACUCCAGGUGAAGUGCCAUUUCUAGUCGGCGCAUGACAAAUUUUCCGGGCACUCAAAGCAUGUCUGUCAUGCUAGGUAGGGAAAGGGGUGCCCUUCUCUCGUGCUAAUCAGCAGCCCAAUGCUGAACCCCUAACAGGACAAUAGUCGGUCUCCAUUGUGUCCUCUGCAAUACAGUCUUUUUUGCCGUGCAUUUCAUGCAUCACAAAUUAUUUCCACUUUGAGGAUUUCCAUUCUGAGGCUUUCAUAACUCUUUGCACGCUGCGCCGGCCGACGAACGCCAUGCAGUCGGGUUUGAAGUCCCUGGAGGUGAACCAAUUUUCGCCCUCCGAGGGGUCCGCGGUCUUGGUGUACUACCAGAUCGAAACGGGGUCGUACGAUCUCUGCAUUGGGGAGCAGCCGCCGUUGUCCGGCUACGGCUCCGCGGUGUGCUUCGUCCAGCGCAACCGGUUUGCGGUGCUCCAGCAGUCGGGCACCUCGAUCGGGAUCUACAGCUUCCAAAACGAACUCACGAAGAAGUUCGACCACCCGAUCGGACAGAAUUCCUGCAUUGACAACAUCUUCUGCGGGGGUCUGAACCGGAUCAUUCUGAAGUGCCGGCGCGAAAACGCGGUGGAGGAACGGUCCGUGCUCUUCGACAUCGUCGCCCGGAAGGUGGUCAACGAGGUUUCCAUCGCCGGCGGGGUCCGGUACGUGGUCUGGUCCGCGAACUUCCAGUACUGCGCCCUGUUCUCGAAGCACAACUUGGUUUUGGUCGACAAAAACUUCGAGGUGCUUUUCACUCUGCACGAAAACAUUCGGAUAAAAUCCGGCGCCUGGGACUCGCAGAAUUAUCCUGAGUAAAAACGUCCCCAGACCAGAGUUGUCAUGCAGAUUUGCAAUGACAGGAACAUUUGUAAUGCGCAUCGCCAGGAGAGGCAUUUUUAGUCGUGUUUUGGAAUUUGUAAUGCUGUAAACAGGAUGAGCAGAUGGAUUUCUGACGCAGCUGGCCUUGCGAACCUGCACUACACUACGGACUGCAGCUUGUGAUGCGUGACCCGCAAAAGUUCUAGGUUUGUGUUGCAAAAUCCCCAUCUUGACUCUGGUGUGGGGAUGUUUUUACUCAGGAUAAGACUUCCGUGUUCGUCUACAGCACCCUGUCCCACGUCAAAUACUGCCUGCUCAACGGGGACUCGGGGAUCAUCCAUUCCCUGCAGCACCCGAUCUACAUUUAUUGCGUGGCAAAACUAUACCCCGUCCCCAUAGUGAAGGCGCAUCCGUUUGAAAAUUUGUGAUGCAGAUUUGUGACCACAAAUCCUGUCUGUCUUGUAAGAGGGCAAGCCCAGAGAGUCCGCCACAUCAUGCAGGCGGUUUGUGAUGCUGCUCGGCUUACAGCAAAGACGCUUGCCAUGCUAGGCGCCGACGUCAAAACCUCGCAGCUCAGGCUUGCCAUAUGCCUGCAGUCCUCUACUGCAAGACAGAUCGCAUUUGUGUACGGAAACCCAGCAUCAGAAACUUCGUUUCGCUAUGGGGAGGGGGCAUUUUUCCUUUUGAUAAUGUUCAGGCGGUGUUCAAACAGCACUUGUUUUACAUCGACCGGGAAAAGGGGGAGGUGAGUAACUACUGCAGUCAUGCAUUACAAAUUUGUUUCUGAAAGCAAAUCCGCAUUACAAAUUCCAGAACGUAACUGGUGACUACUACCACUACCAGGUCCACAAGCAACGGCUGAAUUGCACGGAGUACCUGUUCAAGCUGUCUCUGGCGUCGAAAAAUUUCGACGACGUGAAAAUGUGGAUCAAGAACGGCAGGCUCGGCGGCAACGUGGUAAUCGGGUAUUUGAUAUCCACUGCAAAUAUAUCUGGGUCUGGAGGCAUGCAAGUUUGUCAUGCAGGUUUUACAUGACCCAUGAGGUCUGGAAUGCAGAACCUAGCAUGACACAUUCUGUUAGAUCUCUGCCAUGCCUUUCCUGCAUGAGAAACCUCCUCUCAACUUGGUCAAAAGUUGACAGCCUUUGGCAUUUAUGCAACACAGAUUUUUGCAUGAUUCAGGAUUGGCAUGACAAGUUGUCGCGUUCCAGACCCAGACAUAUUUGCAAUUCAUAUUUGAAAAAGAAGGGCUACCCAGAGGUCGCCUUGCAUUUCGUCGAGGACCAGCAUACCAGAUUCAAUCUAGCGCUUAUGCAUUGCAAAUAUGUCUGGGUCUGGAAGGUUGCAACUUGUGAUGCUGUUUUUGGAUUUUUAAAAAAUCUGUAUUGCAUGACAAGCAAGAGGAGUCCAGUUUGUGCAACGCGGAGAGGGCAUUUCUCAUGCGGAAGAGGCAUCAGGAAGCCGGCUCAAAAUCUGUGAUGCUAGGCCAUGAAACGCAGGCAUCAUGGGUCAUGCAAAUAUGCAUGACAAACCUGCUGGCAUUCUUCCAGGCCCAGACAUAUUUGCAUUUGAUAGCGCUGGAGUACGGCCAUAUCGCGGAGGCGAUGAAGGCGGUAGAGGAUCGAUUUUUCUUGUAGCAUAUUAAACGGACUACAGGAGCUUUUGCUUUAAUAUGCCUGCUCCGUUUUUAAAACAACUACUAACUCCCACUGCAUGCAUAAGAAGAUCACGAUUCUGGCCCGUAAUUUGAAUUUCAAAGUGAUUUCAUCAUGUUUGCAAAAUCUUCAGGCGAGAAACAGAACUAGUACUUUACAAUAGACAUCAAAGUAGAUACACGACCACACCAAAUUUUUCUGCUUGCAGGCCCAAGAACUCCAGGACGCCACCGUGUGGACGCGGUUGGGCACGGAAGCGAGUCGCCAAGGCUCCGCGGAAAUUCUGGAGAUGUCGCUGCAAAAGACGAAAAACUUGGACGCGCUCUCCUUCCACUACUUGCUGACAGGGAAUUUGCUGAAGCUGGGCCGAAUGCUGACCAUCGCGGAAAAGAGACAGGACAGCAUGCGGAGGUUCAACAACGCCCUCAUGCUGGGAAGCGUGGAAGAGCGAGUAAAGGUGUUGGCGGAAACGGGACAGGUGAGCAUGUUGGAAAUUGCACUUUGUAUGAGUAGAUGUUGAAGUUGAAAAGUGUGCACCACCAGCCACUGUUGUGUUGGUUCUUUUGCAGAGAUCGCAACCUCCAGCGUCGUCCGGACUUUUUUCAGAAGUAAAGAUGCUGUGCAGUGUAGUACAACUCGAAAUAUUACUGUGACAACAUGAUCACCCUCGAUCGAUUUAUCAGGUCCCCCUUGCGUACCUGACCGCCAAGGCGCACGGACUCACGGAGCUCACCGAGGCGCUCGAAUCUAACGUGGAGAAAGAGAAGAUCGACCGGUUUUUGCUGAUAUGCAUCGCAAAUAUGUCUGGAUCUGGAAAGAUGCAAGGUUUGUCAUGCUUGGCUAGCAUGACUCUUAAGUCUGUCAUGCGCGUGACCGAAGCCCACCUUCUUUCUCUCAUGCAGAAGCUCACUUUGUCAUGCAGAAUAGACAAGACUGCAGCAACUCCAAAACUUGUCAUGCUUAGCAGUCAACUGAGGUUUCCUCCUCUUUCUCAACCAGCAUCACAAGUUUCCAGACCCAGAUAUUUUUGCACUUGAUAGCUGACCAAGGUGAAAACGCCGAAACUCCUGAUUCCGCCCGUCCCGUUGCGGAAUAUGCAAUGCAAAAGCAUCGUACUAGUGUAAGUUGCAUUACAAAUUAGCCCAGCAUUACAAAUUAGAUUUGUAGUGCUGGUUUGCCUUGACAAAGAAAUGCAUAAAUGCAAUUACUACGAGUACGAUAGUUUUGCACAGCAUAUGGAACCACAAGGAGCAGCUGGACGUCAACUGGCCGCAGCUGCAGUCGCAAGAGAAAAUCUUCGAGCACACGAAGAUGGAAAACGUGCCCGACCACGUGCCACAGCAGCACAUUGUGAAGGAUUUGGACCCCACGGCAAACGCGUUCCAGGACGCCAUGGACGGAGUAAAUGACGACGGGUUUGGUGACGCGAACUUGGAUUCCGUGGGAGAUGGCUGGGAAGACAUUGGAGGUAAAGAAAAAAUUGGAUUUUUUGCGCUGGUUUUUGAUUGCAUUGUUCCUCACGGGUGUACUAAGCAGUAGUUCAUGCAGCAGCUGCUGUGAGUACUAUCAAAAUGAAUUCUAUCUAAAUUGGUCAUGAACUACUACAAAACAAAUUUUCCACCACAGACGACAUUGUCAUAGAGCCAGUAGCAGGAGACGCCGCUGGAAAACCCCAAAAACCAGCACUGGCACCCGGUAUCAAAUGUAAAAAUGUCUGGGUCUGGAAGAUUCUGACACUUGUCAUGCACGUUUUGCACGAGUCCUGAUGUCUGUGAUGCAUGUCCUAGCAUCACAGAUUUUUUGAGAGCUUCUUGAUGCCUAUGCCGCAUGACAAAUGCCCUCUCCGGGUAGCAAAAAUUACAUUCCCUUUGGUACUCAUACAAUACAGAUUUUUUUGGAAUCCAAAUGCAGCAUCACAAGUUCCAUUCUUCCAGACCCAGACAUUUUUGCAUUUGAUACCCGGCGAGUCACCACAACAAGCGGCGCUGAAGCAAAGUACUUAUAAUAUUGUGCGGACUAGAACUAGAUGUUCUAUAUGCAUCAACUUUUACAACUCACAACUGCGUUGAAACGUGCAUCUCGAAUGUUUGCCAUGCUUUCAAGUUGUAUGAGCUUUAAUAACUCUUUGAUUUUCACAAUUAACCACCUCCAUCAGGAAAGCUUUGCGUCGAUUUGGUAAUAGCGGGACAGUUCGACGACGCCCUCGACUACCUUCGCAGAAGAAUUGGACUGGUGGACGCCAAACCCCUGCUCCCCUACUUUGAGAACCAGUUCCUCGGCUCCCAGUGCUCCGUCCCGGGGCUCCCCAACACCCCCUCCCAGCUCCAUCUGCUCAUGGACGGCCCCAAUUCCCCGCGACUAUCAAAUGUAAAAAUGUCUGGGUCUGGAAGAAUGCGCGACUUGUGAUGCAGGUUUUCCAUGACCCAUGAGGUCUGGAAUGCGAGACCCAGCAUGACAGAUUCUUUGAGCUCUCUAUCAUGCCUUUCCUGCAUGAGAAACUCCGUCUCAACUUGGUCAAAAGUGGACAGCUUUUGGGACUCACGCAACACAGAUUUUUGCAUCAUUCAGAUUUAGCAUGACAAGUUGAAUUCUUCCAGACCCAGACAUUUUUACAGUUGAUAGCGACUGCUCUACAGCUACGCCUCUCUGGUGGAAAUGAAGCGCGAGGGGCACAGGCAGGUGCAGAGCGGGAAGUUCGACGAAGCGCUGGCGAUCUUUAAGAAAUUGCUGCACUGCAUCACGCUCGCCGUGGCGGGUAAUGCGGAGGAGGAAAAGGAGUUGACCGAGCUGAUUACGACCGCGAGCAGUUACGUGUUGGCGUUGAUGAUGCAGAUCGCGAAGAAGGACACGACGGACGUUAAGAGGGGGGUGGAGCUGGUAAACCUGAUGACCGUCGUGCAACAAAACAUCGAGCCGCCGCACCAGUUAUCAAAUGCAAAAAUGUCUGGGUCUCGAAGAUUGCGAGAUUUGUCAUGCUUGUCUGGCAUGGCCAAAAAGUUUGUGAUGCGUGUCCCAGAAGAGACCCUUUUGAUGCCUGUCAUGCAAAAACGCAGUUUGUCAUGCGAAAAACACGACACAAAAGAGCGCAGAUAUUUCUCAUGCUUGGCUGUGCAUUACAGAGCAUUCAUUAUUCCCAACGCAGCAUCACAAGUUUUAGUUUCCAGACCCAGACACUUUUGCAAUCCAUACCAGUUUCUCUUCCUCAGGCAGGCCAUGACUGCCACCUUCAAAGCGGAAAACUUCAUCGAUUCGGCGCACUUCGCCACCAAAAUACUGCAGAAAAACAUAAAUCCCGCGGCCGGGGGCUUCGUGGAAAAAACCGUGCAGCAGGCGCGAGGGGUACUAGGACUAGCUUUCCUUUUUUUCCACUUGAUAGAUUUGUUUCUUAUUAUUCGUAGAAAAAUAACAAGAAAUUACAACAAUUAGUUGUGCGCGACAUUUUCGCACGCGGAAAGCAACAACUAACGAAAAUGUAGUCCACUUUUGAUAAUUCUGCUCAAUCUCUGGAAAGGUCCUCCGCAAUGCCGAGGAGCGGGGAACAAACGCCCUGCCAUAUCGUAAGGAAAAAUCCCCCCUCCGCAUAUCGAAAAGGAACGUCUCAGAAAAUUUGUAAUGCUGAUUUGUGGCCACAAAUCGUGUCUGUCUUGCAAGAAAGCAACGGCAUGGGCGCCGCCCCAUUAUGCAGGCGGUUUGUCAUGCUGUUGGUCCUACAGCAUAGGCGUGCCCCAUGCUAGGCGCCUAGGCCAAAACUUCUCCAUAUUGGCACGAUAUGGGCCUGCAGUCCUCUACUGCAAGACAAAGCUGAUUUGUGUACGCAAAUCCAGCAGCAGAAGUUUCGUUUUGAUAUGGGGUGGGGGCUUUUUUCACUUUGAUAUCCCACUCUCUUUCGACGUGACCCGCGUCGAUCCGGCGACCGCAAAAAUCUGCGCGGAAUCCCUGACGGUCAUCCCAGAAGGCGAGCAGUACGAGCGAUGUAGCUUCUGCGCCGCGGUCUACAAAAAAAUGUAUCUGAAGCGCAAGUGCCGCGUGUGCGGCCUAGGGGAAGUCGGCAAGCAGGUCAUGGGUAUCGAGUUUCGGAAGAAAUUUUAAGCGAAACUUUGUUGUGCCACGUUUGAAGAUGUGCACCGCUGCGCCAUGAAAUUCUUGAAAUGCGUAGUGACGAGCACUGAAUUUUUCACGACUUUUAUAAAAGAACUACAGCAGGACUACAAAAACAAAAGAAAAGCGAAUACGUCAAAUAUGCACGAGGUCCUGUGCAAAAACGAGGAAUGAUAGACUCGUUUGAUGCACAGUGACCCAGCGGAUAUGCCUUCGGUAUCCGACAGGUAGGGAGAUUUGUUGUUGUUUAAUACACGAUGUAGUCCUCUUCACGAUGGGAAGUACUAUCGUGGGCGGGGGCUGAUUAUAUCGUAGUAAGUUUUAGUUAAGUACCCUCUGGGACUUCUUAUGUAAGCGUAAGACUUCUCAAUUUUUUUCCUCAACCCUGUGUAGUAAGUACCCUAUGAUUCCUUUGAGAUAAUUCUAGCUUGUCAGACGAGAAUUGUAACCCAAUUCUUCUGCGACGGCACGAGCUCGGCUCCCUUUCUCCCCUUGGCGACAAAAAAUUUCGAAGAAAAACCUCACUCACUCAUUUCGAUUUCAAAGAAAAUCUGAGUUAUGUGACGGCUACAGCGAAAAGAAAAUCUCCAAAGGCCAAACAGAUGUCGCGGUCGCAGGCAGGCUGCUGACCGUGGGAAUAGUGUUCGGCGACGCGGACUUUGAC